AGGAAGUUAAAAGUCACAGACGUGUGACUUACACCCACCAGCACGUGGACGCAUUCAUAUUGACAACAAAUUGACUACAUUAGGGGGCUUUUAGAUGCUGAUCCAGUUACUCAACAAGAAAAGGCCUACUGAGCUCAUACAACCCCACCCACUCCACAACACACAGAUGUAGCCUCGGGAUAAAGACCUCACCUGUUCUGCUGUCGGGUCUUUUUGAGCUGGAAGAUGGCUACUGCAGCAGAUGACCCCCACCUGGGCUCCGGUCCUGAUGAUGAUGAAACAUCACUGUCAGGGAGCGACUCUGAUUCAGACAGCAUCCUCUCCGAUGACUCCGUGCUCCCAAACUACAUACCAAAAAGAGCAAAUGGGGGUCAAGUCAAAACACUUUAUGAAGCGUGUGCUCGUAAUGAACUUGUGUCUUUACAAAAAGUUAUGGAGAGAGGAGUCACAAGAGAGGAGGUCAUGGAGGUGGAUAUCAACGGUUGGAAUGGCCUGAUGCUGGCUUGCUGCAAAGGUUUUGUGGAUAUUGUUUAUGGGCUUCACAACUGUCCCUUUAUAGACAUCAACCACCAGGACAAUGAAGGCAACACAGCACUUAUGAUAGCAUCUCAAGCAGGUCACGUCAACACAGUCUUGUACCUCCUAAACUACUUUCCUGGGAUAGACACUGAAAUCAGGGAUUGUCGAGGUUUCACAGCCCUCAUCAAAGCUGCCAUGACUGGUCGCAAUGAUGUUGUAGCUGCCCUCAUCAUGGCUGGGGCUGAUAUACAUGCAACAGAUACCACAAAAGGAAAAUGUGCGAAGGACUGGGCACUGAAGACAGGCCGCUACGACACCUUGUUCCGAAUUCGACGGCUUAUGUUGCGGCCAAAAGCUGAGCAGUUCUGUGAGAGUUUUGUCCCUGAGUGGCCAGAGCUCAAAGAGAAAGUGGCCAAGGCCAUAGCUGAGAAAAGCGCCAGGGAAAAAAUUACCCAGCGGAUCAAAAACACCUUUGGAUUCAGAUUUCCGCGUGACCCUGAAGAUAAUGGAGUCCUGGACCACAUGGUACGCAUAACCACCAGUGUUCACAGUCCUCUGAUUUCAACUGGGUGCCGCCCGCUCUGCCCGACAAGUCCCCCUGCUGUUGGGAAGAGGAGAUAUGCAGUGCCAGAGCUGGUGAAGAAGCACCCCGAGCAGGACUUAGAGGAAACAUCAGUGUGCCACAGCAUCAGCUCUGUGUCUCACAUCAGUCCUUCCAUCCCGUCCUCAGAGUCCAUCGCCACACAGUGCUGUGCCAACACUGAGAGGCGGGGCAGCAUCCUCUCAUUGGCCUCAACCAAGGUUACCUCUACUUUUAUUCCUCGCAGUAUGGCCAGAAGAAACAGUGUAUUCCCCUCAGGCUGCAUCCCCCAAAUCAGUAUCAGUAGGCCCACAGAGGCAACACCGAAAAAAGACAAGAAGAGGAAGAAAGAUAAGACCUUCCUGGAACCACCAAAGUGGAAGUACAAGGAGAUCAGGGAAGAGAAAAAGAGGGAGAAAGAGAAAGAAAAAGAGAAGGGGAAAGACAAAGAGAAAAAGGAGAAAAAGGAGAAAAAGAAAGAAAAAGACCGUAAAAAAGCUAAAAGUAAGGGUUAAAAAGCAGCUCCUCGGAGUCAACCAAAGAGAUCAUCCCUUCAUUAGAGCAACAUGUAUUAAACUCAGGGUUUGAUACUUGAAACAUCAUAUCUUGCAAAUCGACAAUCUGAAGAGAUAUGGCAGAAUAUGAGAAAAGAUGGGAAAAUACCCAUGACUGAAUGACAGAGGAGGACGACAACAACAUGGAGCUGAAGUUUAUUUUUCUAUAAUAUGCUCAAAAUGUAUAAUAUGCAGAAACUAAAAAGCAAGAACAUACAAUGCUAUGAUCAUGUUAAUUAUUGUGUAGCCUAAUAAUUUAAUGCAACAGGUGCUGCAGUAUUUGUAUCUACCUCAUCAUUCAUUUAAAGGUACACAGUCUCAUAGUGUAUAUAUAUAUAUCCAUUACUUGUACAUGAUGUAAAUAUAGAAACACAUAGAUGUAAUAUUUGUAGUAUGAUUAUUAUCUGUCUGGGUUCUAGUAAAUGAUCAUUUGUAAACAGCGAGUAUCAGCUGUUUUGUAUGUACUGUAUGUUUCAUAGCUGCUAUACUUCAAUAUGGAGCAUUUGGUUUAUUUCUAACUUUCAAUGCCAUCUUCUGAUAUUGCCAAUAACAUAUUCAUAUGAUCUACUUUUAUUAACUCUGUGAGUGCUUGGAUUUGCAGUCAUUUGAGUGAGAUUAGGCUAAAUGUAAGGCAGUGAAUGGAGUCGGUUAAUUUUAAUAAAUCUAAUAAACUUUAAAACUGCA
Messenger RNA from Sphaeramia orbicularis (orbiculate cardinalfish), 2337 nucleotides. It is a transcript of the gene ankrd33ab, whose product is annotated as ankyrin repeat domain 33Ab. NCBI's taxonomy places the organism in Eukaryota, Metazoa, Chordata, Actinopteri, Kurtiformes, Apogonidae. The transcript is spliced from 6 exons. Bases 226 to 1614 code for a protein of 462 amino acids. Gene Ontology annotation, molecular function: protein binding. The record is from RefSeq and is a predicted model, not a curated record.